Molecule: messenger RNA, 600 nt
Organism: Saccostrea echinata
Lineage: Eukaryota; Metazoa; Mollusca; Bivalvia; Ostreida; Ostreidae
Exons: 1
Coding region: 10-600 (196 amino acids)
Source: RefSeq, a predicted model, not a curated record
UGGAACAACAUGAAUGUACACUUACUUAUCUUUAGUGUAUUCAUACUCGGGGUAAAGGGACUUCUAAUUAACCUAAACCAGACUCAUCAUCCAAGUGUUUCAGAGAGAUUAGAUGCACUGGAAAAGCAACUAGCAGAGGAGAAGAGGCAAAGGUAUCUGCUUCAAAUGAAAUACGAUCAAGAAAUCGAAUACAUGAAUUCAACAGACCAAAAACUGCUCCAAGUUUACAAAACAGCUCUGAAACAAUUCCAAGAUAUUUCAAUCCAAAUUAAGGGUGCUUCGUUGAGCAUUAAUAAACAAGACCACAGGCACAGUCUGGAAAUACAAGAAAUGCUAGGAAAACUGAGAGAAGUACAGACAUCAUUGAGUGCUUUUGCCUCAAACCAGUUUGAAAUAGCCAACCUUCAUCGACAUUUCCAAGAAAACGAAAAUGUUUUGACUAGCAUGUUAGACAUUCUUAAACAUAAUGAAACUACAAAUAACGAGGCAUUAAUCAAAAUGAAGUCAAAUCUAUCCAGUCUCGCAAACAGCAUAAGGACAUUAGAAUAUACCGUGAAUGCAAACACAGAUAAACAGAUCCGCUUACAAACAGAGCUCUAG